Molecule: messenger RNA, 2349 nt
Organism: Saxophila tyrrhenica
Lineage: Eukaryota; Fungi; Ascomycota; Dothideomycetes; Mycosphaerellales; Extremaceae
Exons: 1
Coding region: 1-2349 (782 amino acids)
Cellular component (GO): VCP-NPL4-UFD1 AAA ATPase complex
Molecular function (GO): polyubiquitin modification-dependent protein binding
Source: RefSeq, a predicted model, not a curated record
AUGGCGGACACAUCACCUCCAUCGCUCGAAUGGUCGGCGCAAUACACUCUCGCGCACUCUCGUCGAGGCCAGCCACUGUCCGGAGACAAGAUCAAGCUGAGCCAGUCUGCACUAGAAGGCUUGCUCUCUGCAGCAUCCAACGCAGCAGCUGCAGACUCGAGGCGUGAUUUGCCAGCCUACGAUCCCUACAACUCGGCGACAUACUCUGCAUACAGACAGGCCGAGUCCCAAUACCAGGACCAACGACAGCAGCUGCCAUACCCUCUCACUUUCAGACUGGUGAAUCCGGCGAACGGGCGGGUGGUGUAUGCGGGGGUGAGGGAGUUCUCCGCAGAGGAAGGCGAGGUCGAGCUCAGUCCGUUCUUGCAAGAGGGGCUAGGACUGAAAGAGAGGGAGGAAGACAGGAAGGCCGCAAAUGACACAAUAGUGGAUGGGGAGUCACCGGAGAAAGAUACACCUGUGUCGACCAUCACGGUCCACGCAAAGCAGUUGCCGAAAGGCACGUUUGUCAAGCUGAGACCACUCGAGCCUGGGUAUGAUCCUGAAGACUGGAAAGCACUGCUCGAACAGAGCCUACGUUCAGGAUACACUACUCUCACAAAUGGGGAGGUGAUUGGAAUAGAACAUGGUCGGGAACGCCUAAGGUUUCUCGUUGAUGGCUUUCAGCAGGAACAAAUGGACGGUGUAUGCAUCGUCGACACUGACCUUGAAGUCGACAUCGAGGCUUUGAACGAAGAGCAGGCUCGGGAAACGUUGAAGCGCAUUGCUGAGAAGAUGACCAGGCUGCCAGGAAGUGAGCAUGGGAGCUCUGCUGGCGGUGAGCUGGAUCUUUUCAAGGCGCAACAGGGCCAGGUCUUACCUGGGGAGUACGUCGACUUCACUCUCAAUUCCUGGAACCGGACACAGCCGCUCGAGAUCGAACUGAAUGGCAACGAUGGCGAAGAGGACGUGGAUCUGCUCAUCAGCCCUUUCUCGGCAUCUCAACGGGCAAAGCCGCGGAUCGAUGAGUUUGUGUUCGGCGACAUCGACUCCAGACCGCGAAAACGGAUACGUCUGGACCCUUCGAAUGCCGAGCUCGAGCAUGCAGAGGCGUUGUAUGUGUCGGUGCAUGCCUUCGCCCCGGCACAAAUAGAGGCCAAUGGGGACCACCAAGAAGCCUCACCUCAGCCACGCCAUUUCACUCUUCGAGCAAGUCACCCUGACCCUGCAACGUCAGUCGAUGACAGUCAAGGAGGCACUGAAACCACACACCAGCCAGAUGAAAUACAGUGCAAGAACUGCCUACAAUUCGUGCCAAAAGCGAGGCUCGUCCUCCAUGAGGCCUUUUGUUUUAGGAAUAAUGUUCUCUGCCCACACGGCUGUAACCAGGUAUUCCAGAAGUCGUCGGCAGAGUACCAAAACCACUGGCAUUGCCCACACGACACCGCAAACGGGGACUCGGCGAUGUCUCGAUCGAAGCAUGACACCGUCUUCCACCCUGCUCCCCUGCGAUGUAGCUGCGGAACGCAGGAGACGUUCUCGUCGUACCUCACGCUCGCGAGGCAUCGCACGUCCACCUGCCCCGAGAAGCAGAUCCUGUGCCGGUUCUGCCAUCUCGAAGUUCCCCAGGGAGGCGACCCUGACGUCCCGAACGCCGAAGCCAUUCUGUCUGGCAUGACACCGCACGAGCUUGAGGAUGGCGCGAGGACGACAGAGUGCCAUGUCUGCUCCAAGCUCAUUCGCCUCCGCGACACGCAAAAUCACAUGAAGGUCCACGAUCUCGACCGGCUGUCCCGGCCCGCGCCAGUGCUAUGUCGCAACCCCAAUUGCGGACGAACGCUCUUUGUUUGUUCAAAGGCCGGCGACACUCGGGCAGGCGAAAAGCAAGGUCAGGGCCCUGGGAAUGACGUCGGUCUGUGCAGCGCAUGCUUCGGGCCUCUCUACGUGAGCAUGUAUGACCCCGAGAACAAGGCGCUGCGGCGGAGGGUUGAGCGAAGGUACCUCAGUCAGCUGACACAAGGGUGCAAGAAAGCGUGGUGUCGCAAUGAGUAUUGCGCGAGCGGGAGGAAGAACCUGGGGAUAGCGGGCAGCAUCACGACCAAGGACGCUCUGCCCAUGAUCAAGCCUUUCUUGGACGGGAUGAUGAAGGGGUCUGAAGGUUCGCCGCUCCACUUCUGCGUCGACGAGGGGAGUCAGAGGCGGAGGCAGCUGGCCGAGAUGCUCGCGGCAGAAGAGGAUCCACCAGGGAAGGGAGGGUAUGGGUUGACAUGGUGCGUGGGGGCGUUGGAAGCUGCGAGCGGAAGUCUCGACGGUGCUAGGGAGUGGUUGAAGAAUUUUGCUCCAGUGAGGGGGGAGGAGAGAGGGCGAUGA